Soboliphyme baturini is the source of this 2420-nucleotide messenger RNA. The record is from the annotation of a GenBank genome assembly. Lineage: Eukaryota; Metazoa; Nematoda; Enoplea; Dioctophymatida; Soboliphymatidae.
AUGCUGAAACGAGAUAAAAAGGAUGAAGAAUCGUCGAGUGUCGGCGCUAAUCCGUACCAGAACUGUGAUAAAACGAUGGUGAUUCAGGAGGCUCGCAUCUUCAACGAGACUCCGAUUAACUCCCGCAAAUCCUGUCUGAUACUUACCAAAUUGUUGUAUCUGAUUUAUCAAGGUGAGCAGCUGAGUCGAUCAGAGGCGACCGAGGUCUUCUUUUCCGUUACAAAACUGUGGCAGUCAAAGGAUGUCAUUCUUCGUCGCUUGGUGUACCUCACCAUCAAAGAACUGGCACCAAUCGCAGACGAUGUAAUCAUCGUAACUAGCAGCCUGACCAAGGAUAUGACUGGAAAAGAGGACAUGUAUCGGGCCGCUGCUGUUCGAACAUUAUGCAGAAUCACAGAUGUUUCAAUGCUUCAGUCUAUCGAACGUUACAUGAAACAAGCGAUCGUUGACAAAUCUCCCGCUGUUGCCAGUGCGGCACUGGUAUCCUCUUUGCAUCUGUUGAGAAGAAACACGGACGCCGUCAAACGAUGGAUCAACGAGGUACAGGAAGCGGUCAAUUCUGACAAUCUCAUGGUUCAGUAUCAUGGCUUGGCUCUGCUUUAUCAGAUCCGCAAGCAGGACCGGUUGGCGGUGACAAAGCUCGUGCAGAAGUACUGUAAGCAGGGAUUGAAAUCACCGUUCGCUGUCUGCUAUCUGAUCCGACUGGCGGCCAGCCUCAUAGAAGAUAACAGAGCUGAGAAUUUGGUGUUGUUUGACUUCCUCGAGAACUGCCUCCGUCACAAAUAUGAGAUGGUGGUGUUUGAAGCGGCCUGCGCCAUCGCCAGUCUUCCUGAUAUCACCAGCAAGGAGCUGUCGUGUGCGAUUUCGGUCCUUCAGCUCUUCUGUUCAUCAUCUAAGGCGACCAUGCGAUUCGCUGCGGUUAGCACGCUUAGCAAGAUCGCAGUUGCCCAUCCGGCUGCCGUUGCAACGUGCAACGUGGAUUUAGAACAGUUAAUCACUGAUCAGAACCGCAGCAUCGCUACGUUGGCCAUCACUACGCUUCUGAAGACAGGUGCCGAGUCGUCGGUCGAUCGUCUGAUGAAACAGAUCAGUUCUUUCGUGUCGGAAAUCAGCGACGAAUUCAAAAUCGUAGUCAUCGACGCGAUCCGGUCGUUGUGUGUUCGUUACCCACGAAAGCACGGCACAAUGAUGACGUUCCUGUCGACGAUGUUGAGGGACGAAGGUGGCUUCGAGUACAAAAAGGCUUUGGUGGACACGAUUAUUACUAUAAUUGAAAACAACCCCGAGGCUAAGGAAACUGGCUUGGCUCAUUUGUGCGAAUUCAUUGAAGACUGUGAGCAUGUGGUAUUGGCGACGAAAAUCUUAUACUUGCUGGGAACGGAGGGUCCAAAGUGCAGCUUCCCGCGAAAGUAUAUUCGUUUCAUCUUCAACCGGGUCCUUCUCGAAGGCCCUGCUGUUCGCGCAGCGGCGGUGACGGCACUUGCAAAGUUUGGAGCGUACUGUAAUGACCUACUUUCGGAUAUCGUAAUACUUUUGCAGCGAUGUCUCUUGGACCCUGACGACGAAGUUCGAGAUCGAGCAACUUACUACCUUUCAAUGCUUUCUGAGGAAAAUCCUCAGUUUAACACCGACUAUAUAAUCAACGGAUUGUGCGUUUCUUUCCCGGUUCUGGAGAAAGGGCUGGAGGACUACUGUGAAAAUCCGCAUGAGAAACCGUUCGACUUGAGGUCCAUUCCACUAGUGCCUCUUGCUCAGAGGACAGCGGCCGAGCGUCUUCCUAGCGCGAACCGGGAAGCAGCGCCAGCGAAGAAACCAGAAAAACCGCUUGUUUCACGACAUGAGCUGUACGCCCAGCAGCUGAAGGCUAUCCCGGAGUUGGACAAGCUGGGCGUUCUGCUUAAAUCAUCUGAGCCGGUCGGACUCACUGAGUUGGAGGUGGAAAUCAGUGUCACAUGUGUCAAGCACAUGUUCGCAAAGCACGUAGUGUUUCAGAACACUCUCAGCGAUCAGUUGCUGCAAGACGUUGUAGUGCACAUGGAGCCGGCAAGCGAGGAAUGGACAGUCGUGACACAAAUCAAGUGCGAUCAGCUACCAUGCAACGUCCCCGGCUCUGCCUACACCGUCGUCAUGUUCCCUGCUGAUUCCACGGACAUCGUUGGCACAUUCAGCUGCGUUUUAAAGUAUACCGUGAAGGACACAGAAGCGGAUUCUGGCACCGGUUAUCCAGACGAGUUCGUGUUGGAGGACGUAGAUGUAACUGUUUCUGAUCACAUCAUCGCGCUGCCUUGCCCUGACUUUAACGGUCUAUGGACAAAACUGUCGUCUGAGAACGAACUGAGUGACACUUACGCGCUGGCUUCCGUCAAAACUCUUGAAGGUACUACAUAUCGUGAUUUAACAUUAUUAUUUGCAGCAUGAUU